Messenger RNA from Malaclemys terrapin pileata, 3011 nucleotides. It is a transcript of the gene HHIP, whose product is annotated as hedgehog interacting protein. The record is from RefSeq and is a predicted model, not a curated record. The coding region runs from base 424 to 2517 and encodes 697 amino acids. The transcript is spliced from 13 exons. Lineage: Eukaryota; Metazoa; Chordata; Testudines; Emydidae.
CCACCGCCGGCCGCGGAGGAGACAUCACCCCAGCCAGGCGGCUGCUACUGUCCUACCUAGAGAACAUCCUUUCUAUGGGACAACAAGUGAACUGCUGCCGCCGCCGCCGCCGCCGCCUCACACUGCAGCAGGGGGGGACCCCUUGGCCCAGCUCUCACCACCAGGGCGCAACAGCACCAGUUACUAAAUCUGUGUCACUUGCACAAUUUUAGCCCCACAACUCCUGAGCAUCCUCCCACUAAGCCGGUUUUUUGGGGGGGCCGGGGGGAGUUCUUUGCCCUUUAGAUUUUUUUUUAUCACCAUCACUCUCCAGCCCUCUCCCCGUUUUGGGGGUGCUGAUUCCCUGCUUUGAAGUGCAAAAAGAAAAUCAGUCGGGGAGGGGGAGAGGUUCGGUUUGUUUUUUUCACUCACACGGUCCAAGGCAUGAUGCUGAAGAUGCUCCCGUUUAAACUGCUGCUGGUGGCCGUGGUUCUGUGCUUCUUUGAGGGGGAUGCUAAGUUUGGGGAGAGUGGAGCAAGGAGGAGAAAGUGCCUGAAUGGUAACCCACCGAGGCGACUGAAAAAGCGAGACAGGAGGAUGAUGUUCCUGGAGCCUGCCAGCGGAGGGGAGAUGAUGUGUCGUGGCUUGUACCCUCGCCUGUCCUGCUGCUCCAGGACUGACAGUCAGGGGCUGCUGCACAUUGAGACUAAGAUAUUUUCUGUUACCAACAACACAGAAUGUGUGAAGCUACUGGAAGAAAUCAAAUGUGCACACUGCUCACCACAUGCUCAGAAUCUAUUCCAUUCACCUGAGAAAGGGGAAGCAUCUGAAAGAGAACUAGCUCUUCCCUUCCUGUGCAAAGACUAUUGUAAAGAAUUCUAUUAUACUUGCAGAGGUCAAAUACCAGGGUGUCUCCAAACUACAGCUGAUGAGUUUUGCUUUUACUAUGCAAGAAAAGAUGGUGGCUUGUGCUUUCCAGAUUUUCCAAGAAAACAAGUGCGAGGCCCAGCUUCUAACUAUUUGGACCAGAUGGAAGAAUAUGACAAAGUGGAAGAGAUCAGCAGAAAGCACAAGCACAACUGCUUCUGUAUUCAGGAGAUUGUGAGUGGUUUGAGGCAGCCUGUUGGUGCAGUGCACUGUGGGGAUGGAUCACAUCGUCUCUUUAUCCUUGAGAAGGAAGGAUAUGUGAAGAUUUUCACUCCUGAAGGAGACAUAAUUAAGGAACCGUUUUUGGACAUACACAAGCUUGUUCAAAGUGGAAUAAAGGGAGGAGAUGAAAGAGGACUGUUAAGCCUUGCAUUCCAUCCCAAUUAUAAGAAAAAUGGAAAGCUGUAUGUGUCUUAUACCACCAACCAAGAACGGUGGGCCAUUGGACCUCAUGACCACAUCCUUAGGGUCGUAGAAUACACAGUAUCCAGGAAAAAUCCACACCAGGUUGAUAUGAGAACAGCAAGAGUGUUUCUAGAAGUAGCAGAGCUACACCGAAAACAUCUAGGAGGACAGCUUCUGUUUGGCCCAGAUGGCUUCUUAUACAUUUUCCUUGGUGAUGGAAUGAUCACUCUAGAUGAUAUGGAGGAGAUGGAUGGUUUAAGUGAUUUUACAGGUUCUGUAUUACGUCUGGACGUAGAUACUGAUUUGUGCAAUGUUCCUUAUUCCAUACCACGGAGCAACCCACACUUUAACAGCACCAAUCAACCCCCUGAAAUUUUUGCACAUGGACUCCACAAUCCAGGCAGGUGUGCCGUGGAUCGCCACCCAACAGAUCUAAAUAUUAAUUUAACAAUACUUUGCUCAGACUCAAAUGGAAAGAAUAGAUCUUCAGCAAGAAUCUUGCAAAUAGUAAAGGGGAAAGACUAUGAGAGCGAGCCUUCACUUCUAGAAUUCAAACCAUUCAGUAGUGGACCAUUGGUCAGUGGAUUUGUAUACCGAGGUUGCCAAUCUCAGAGGCUUUAUGGAAGUUAUGUGUUUGGAGACCGCAACGGAAAUUUUUUAACGCUGCAACAGAGUCCUGUGACCAAACAGUGGCAAGAGAAACCUCUAUGUCUUGGCAACAGUGGCUCAUGUAGAGGCUUCUUUUCGGGACACGUUUUGGGAUUUGGUGAAGAUGAAUUAGGUGAGGUGUACAUUUUAUCAAGCAGCAAAAGCAUGUCACAGUCUCACAAUGGGAAACUCUACAAGAUUGUUGACCCCAAACGACCUUUAGUCCCUGAAGAAUGCAAAAGAACAGCUCAGUCUGCACAGAUAUUGACAUCUGAAUGCUCAAGACAUUGUCGGAAUGGGCACUGCACUCCAACGGGAAAAUGCUGCUGUAAUCAAGGCUGGGAAGGAGAAUUCUGCAGAACUGCAAAAUGUGAUCCAGCAUGUCGACAUGGAGGUGUCUGUGUAAGACCCAAUAAGUGCUUGUGUAAAAAAGGAUAUCUUGGCCCCCAGUGUGAACAAGUGGAUAGAAACAUCCGAAGAGUGACAAGGGCAGGUAUUCUUGAUCAGAUUAUAGACAUGACAUCCUAUUUGCUGGAUCUAACCAGCUACAUUGUAUAGUUUCUGGGACUAUUUGGAUACUACGUUUUCAACGGGCAUUUAUUUUGAAUCCUGUCAUUUUAAAAAGACUGUUAUCCUGCUAUAAACACCGGUGAUUCAAUUUACUUUUAUUAAUUUAACUAUAAUUUCCAGACAUGUGCAGAUAAUUUUUUUUCAUGUGUAUAUAUAUAUCAAUACAUCAGCACAGAUGUAUAGAUGUACAACACACGCAAAACCCCAUCAUAAGUGUGGUUGCAUAACUAGUGGAAUUUUUGAAAUAUAUUUCUUCAUGUGAAAUAGUUUACACAGUGUUUCCACUUAAACCACAUUUUCAUCAAAGGACUCUUAUGAUGUCAUAAUGGAUUCUUUGACAUCCCAGCAAUUUUACAUCUGUAGCUAUCUGAUUAUAACAAUAAAGAGAGGAGUUUUGAAACAUUACUGUACAAACUGCUGGAUUUAAUUAAAUUUGGUUAUAACAGUUUUUAAGGUGAAAUAAACUACACUAUGAGAUAAUA